GUUAAAUUGUUUUGUUCAUUUUCUUAGAGUAAAUUUCAUAAUUGGUCUUUUGUAAUCGGAGGUUAGCUGCGGUUAGCUUCAAGGGUGUUGUGUGAUCCGAAGAUUUCGCCUAGAAUGAAAGGUAAGUUUUAUCGUUCCGUAGUCAGACUUGCUAUGUUAUAUGGGGCAGAGUGUUGGGCGGUUAAGAAGACUCAUGUGCGUCGUCUGCAUGCGGCGGAGAUGCUGAUGUUACGAUGGAUGUGUGGGAAGACAAGGUUGGAUAGGAUUUCGAACGAAGUUAUCCGACGUCAGGUAGGCAUGGCACCGGUGGAAGAUAAGUUGCGGGAAGCAAGGUUGAGAUGGUUUGGCCAUGUGAGACGCCCAUGUGGAGCCGAGGGUCUCUUGGAAACAGCCUCCCUACUUCCGAGUAGGGGCAAGUUUUCCUCGAUUAAUUUCACUUCACUUUUAGUAUCUUUCGACCUAAUUGGAGACGAAGCAGAUUCAAUUCAAAGGUGGAGUUCAGAUUGUGCCUUAAUGGAUGAAGCUCCCGUGGUAGCUGUUCAACUCAGUGAUCUGAUCUACCUGAUGAGGUUCUCAAUGAAUGUUGCGUAUUGGGCGACACGACACGGUUAGUUGAGCGUGCGCAAAUUGAUAUCUUUCGCUUUGAAGAAGUUGAACAGGAUGUCGUCGUGCCUUGUGGGUUUAAACUACUCUCAAUUGUUGCUACUUGCUAAUGUGAAGGAUCAUCCUGUAGGAUAAGAAGAUUGUCAAGUUUUGUUGACAUCUUUUGGAUCUUCAUUUGGUUGACAAAACAAAGUUGUACUUGCUCUCGUCAAUAAAAGAAGUUGUCAUUU
Messenger RNA from Cuscuta campestris, 833 nucleotides. NCBI's taxonomy places the organism in Eukaryota, Viridiplantae, Streptophyta, Magnoliopsida, Solanales, Convolvulaceae. The record is from the annotation of a GenBank genome assembly.